Messenger RNA from Penicillium daleae, 501 nucleotides. RefSeq names its product ribonuclease H2 subunit C. The coding region runs from base 1 to 501 and encodes 166 amino acids. Gene Ontology annotation, cellular component: ribonuclease H2 complex. The transcript is spliced from 3 exons. NCBI's taxonomy places the organism in Eukaryota, Fungi, Ascomycota, Eurotiomycetes, Eurotiales, Aspergillaceae. Gene Ontology annotation, biological process: RNA catabolic process. The record is from RefSeq and is a predicted model, not a curated record.
AUGCCAGAGAUGUAUGCCUUCCAAGCGGGCUCGAAGCCAAUCUCCUCGAUAGCAAGCGCUGAAGAAACCACGAAAUUCACACCCAACAUCCUCCCCUGUCGAAUACAUCACGAUGGUCCCAUCGAGUCUACCGACAGGUUUUGGAUCCCACAGACUGAUGAGAAGGGUACGCAUCACAGCAUCUCCCACGACAACAAGCAAACAGCAUACUUCCGUGGACGCAGGCUGCGUGGCCGGCGCGUUGCUAUUCCCGAGGGCUAUCAAGGUGUCAUCGCUACGCCAACAGAACGUCUACUACCAGCAUCUCAACGACCACACAACGAUACAGCGGAAGAUGGCGAGACUGAACCAGAGGAACCAGUCAAGGUUCUCGAGGCACAGGGUACAUUUGAUGAAUUGAUGGUAUGGGGGCAUGAGAUCCUUCCUGCGGCAGACGAUACAUUUGUUAAAGGUGUAGAGGAAUGGGUGCGGUUUGCUGAGACGGUAGGUCCCUCUCCAUAA